AUGACAGAUUCUUAACCUCAACAGAGAUUUCGGGACAUUUAAUAUAAUAAAAUAGAAAUUAAGGCUAUUUCACAUACUACUGUGAAGGAAUUAAUAGGAUCAUUAAAUAAUAAGGUAUUUGAUAAUCAAUUCGAAACAAAAUAUGCGAAUCAUAUGAAUGAAAGAGUGUUUGUAUUCAAAGUGAUAUAUGAUGGUUAAGGUUGGGAGAUAAGAAGAACAGUUGGAUAAUUUAAAUAAUUAGAGCAAGACAUGGCGAAUAAUAUAUUUUAUUACAUUUUCCAAAAAAAGAAAAUAACAGGAAGUCUGGAAACAGAUGAUCCCAAAAAAACAUUAGUUCUACUUCAUAAAUUCUUGCAGAUGAUCACCUGCAAUGAGAUCAUUCCAUAAUGUGCAUUAACAUUUUUAGAAAUCUCUUGUAUCAAUUUGCCAUUCAAAAUGAAGGAAGGUUUUAUGGAAAAGAAAUCAGGAGGCAGAGCCACAACAAACUGCUGUGAAUCAUUUGAAACAAAGCUUGCGAAAUGGCAAAAGAGAUAUUUUAUAAUAACUCAGCAAUCCCUACUCUAUUUAAAAGGGCCUGAGAAGGAUAAAUGUUAAAUUAGAGAAUGUCUAAGUUUUGAUUCUGAUUUCAGUUUUUAAUACGGCAAAAAGGAGACAGGAGAUGAUAAUAAAAUUAUCAUAUAAUUUUCAUAGAGGAAAUUAAUAUUGCGUGCUGGAAGUUUGACAAUUUUCAUUGACUUUAUUUAUUCUCUAUUUAGAUCAAUUAAGGAUAGUCCGUAUACGAAAUUGCAUAGAUUUGGAUCAUUUUCUCCGAUCAGAACUUCUGAAUGCAAAUGGUAUAUAGAUGGGGAUAAAUAUUUUGAAGAUGUCUGUGAUGCCAUCUUGAAAGCAAAAUAAACAAUCUACAUAACUGAUUGGUGGCUGAGUCCAGAGAUGUAUUUAAAGAGACCUGUAGAUGUGAGGAAAUACGCUUAAUCUAGUGAGUUUCUGUAUACUAGACUUGAUAAUGUAUUGAAAUUAGCAGCUGAUAAGGGAGUCUAAGUUUUGGUAUUAUUGUACAAUGCUCUACUAUCCUUUUUAUAUAAUGACCCAAAACAUGCGAAGAUGUAAUUAGAAAGUAUGUCUCCAAAUAUUAGGGUUUUAAAGCAUCCACCUUAGAAAAUACCAAAAAUCUUUUCUCAUCAUGAAAAAAUGGUAGUAAUAGAUUAAAAAAUUGGAUUUAUGGGUGGUUUGGAUUUAUGUUUCGGAAGGUGGGAUACUUAAAAACAUCCUUUAUUUGAGGUUCAUCCUUUCGAAUAACUAUGGCCUUAAAUAGAUUUUUCAAAUUCUAGAGUUCGAGAUUUCUUUGAUGUAAGAAAUUAUGAGGCGACUCUUCUGAAAGAAAAUGAACCAAGAAUGCCUUGGCAUGACAUUGCAAUUUAGAUUUAAGGAGACACAGUAAUAGAUUUAUCUAGACACUUCGUUCAAUAUUGGAAUCAUGUGAUGAUGACCAAAUAAAAGAAGAAGAAAUAGCAAUUAAUACAUGCCAACGAUUUAAAAAUGGAAGGAUUUGUGCCUUCCAAUACUUCUAGUUUUGUUGAUUAUUCGAAUGUAGUUUAUACAGGAAGAAAAGAAUCUUUAAUUCAGAUGAAACAACCUAUACUAUUAGAUGAAAUAAAAACACAAGAGGUUUAAAUAGAAAUGAAUCAGACUAUAAAAUAAUAAGAACAAAUUGAAUCUUAACAACAAUCCAAUGCACAACAAUUUAUUCAAUAACAAUAUAAGGAUUUCCAAAAUUAUUAGAAGCAUGAAAAAAUGUUUAUUCCAACAUAAGAAGAUGAUGAAGAAGAUGAAGAUCAGAAUUAUUACAUUUUAUAAACUCAAUAAUAACAAAUUCAGAAUAAACAGAAAAGUAAAAUGAAAAUAGAGAAAUCUGAACUCAAAAAUUAAGGGAAUACUGAAGGAAUAUAAGCAAGAAUUAAUUUAGAGUUUUUCAUUCCUCACAUUGACAUAAAUUAAAAUUAAUAAAGUUGUAUAACAUAAUUGACAAGAUCAUCUUGUAAAUGGUCAACUGGUAUUAAAUAAACUGAAAAGUCUAUUUAAAAUGCUUAUCUCUCACUUAUUGAAGAUGCUAAGCAUUUCAUUUAUAUUGAAAAUCAAUUCUUUAUAAGUAACACAGCUGGCUAUCCUGUUAAAAAUUUAGUUGCACAAGCUCUCAUUUCUAGAAUCAAAGAUGCACAUGAAAAAUAAUAGAGAUUCAAAGUUAUCGUAUUUCUUCCUCUUUUACCAGGAUUUGAGGGAGAAAUUGAUCAAUCCAAUAGUGCUGUCCUAAAAGUUCAAUUGCAUUUUGAAUAUCAAACCAUGAGUAGAGGGGGCAAAUCUAUAAUCGAAUAAUUAAAAUAAGAAGGAAUCAAACCAGAAAAUUAUAUUUAAUUCUUUGGACUUAGAUAGCAUGAAUUAUCUCCUUAACCUAACUCAAUACCUGUAACUGAAAUAAUAUAUAUUCACUCCAAAUUAAUGAUUAUUGACGAUCAAAUAGCAUUAAUAGGAUCUGCAAAUAUCAAUGAUCGAAGUUUGCAAGGAAAUAGAGAUUCAGAACUUGCUAUAAUUGUUUAAGAUUAAGUAACAGUUGAUACUAUCAUGGAUGGCUAACCUUAUGUAGCAUCUAAAUUUGCACAUACUCUUCGUACUUCACUUUACAUGGAACAUUUUGAUAUGCCAUACGAAAAAGUCAUUGAUCCCUUGAAUUUAUAAUUUGAAAAAGAAUCAACAGCAUAAGCAAACAUCAACACAAGAAUGUAUAAAUAAGUCUUUGCAUGUUAUCCUCAUGAUGACAUCAGGAAAGUAUCGGAUUAUUAAGAGUUUAAAGCAAAUAAACAUCUAGAUGAAUAUGAUUAAUUCAAGUCGUUCAUUAAAGGUCAUGCUGUAAUUUUCCCGUUAUAAUUUUUAUGUGAAGAAGAUUUGAAUAUAAAAGUUACUUAAAAAGAAUAUUAUGUGCCAGAAAAUAGUUUUACGUGA
Molecule: messenger RNA, 2994 nt
Organism: Paramecium tetraurelia
Lineage: Eukaryota; Ciliophora; Oligohymenophorea; Peniculida; Parameciidae
Exons: 4
Biological process (GO): intracellular signal transduction; phosphatidic acid biosynthetic process; phospholipid catabolic process
Cellular component (GO): plasma membrane
Molecular function (GO): D-type glycerophospholipase activity; phosphatidylinositol binding
Source: RefSeq, a predicted model, not a curated record